AUGGUCAUACAAGCUGCCUAUAGACGCGCACUCAACGCCCCCCGUCCUGCCUUCCUCACGCGAGCAUACGCCUCGGCCACUUCGGGACCUGUCAGCUUUGCUCUGAACGACGAACAGCGAGGUAUCCAAGAACUUGCGACACAGUUCACCAAGGACGUUAUCGUUCCUCAAGCUGCUGAAUACGACCGCUCUAUGGCUUAUCCUUGGCCCAUCAUCAAAGAAGCUCACUCCCUGGGUCUCCUCAAUACACACAUCCCCGAAGCAUAUGGCGGACCAGAACUCGGGCUUAUGGAAUGUGCAAUCAUCUCAGAGUCCCUCGCUUACGGUUGCUCUGGUAUGCAAACUGCUAUCGAAGCCAACGGCCUCGCGGAAGCGCCAUUAAUCGUCGCCGCUUCUCACGAACAAAAACUCAAAUACCUGGGCAGGAUGGCCGAGGAGCCAUUGGUCGCUGCGUAUGGUGUGACCGAGCCAGGAGCUGGGUCUGACGUGGCUGGUAUCAAGACAAAGGCCGAGAAGAAGGGCGACAAGUGGAUUUUGAAUGGGAGCAAGAUGUGGUGCUUCGUUCUCGCUAUCACUGACCCCACCGUCGCGCCUACCAAAGGCAUGACCGGUUUUAUCGUUGACGGCGAUUCAGUAGGCAUUGAACUCGGCAAGAAGGAGAUCAACAUGGGCCAGCGCUGUUCCGACACUCGAAUGGUUACUUUCCAGGAUGUCGAGGUGCCAGAAGAGAAUGUGUUGGGCAAGCCCGGAGAAGGAUUCAAAGUUGCCAUGAAAGCGUUUGAUAUCACCCGACCACUCGUCUCCGCCGCUGCCGUCGGUCUUGCCCAACGUGCCCUUGAAGAGGCUACCAAAUACGCACAAGAGCGAAAAACUAUGGGACAAGCCAUCAUCAACCACCAAGGUGUUGCAUUCAUGCUCGCUGAUAUGUCUAUCGGUGUGGAAGCUGCCCGGGCUUUGGUAUGGAAAGCUGCCUGGGCAAAGGAUGCCGGCCAGCGAAACACUUUCUACGCGUCCAUGGCCAAGGCUUUUGCAGGCCAGACAGCUGUUCAGAAUGCCAACCUUGGUGUCCAGGUCUUUGGCGGCGCAGGUUUCAAUACAGAGAUGCCUAUGGAAAAACUGUACCGCGACGCCAAGAUUUACGAACUUUACGAGGGUACGAAUGCCUGCACAGAACAAGCGCAGUAA
Molecule: messenger RNA, 1185 nt
Organism: Cryptococcus wingfieldii CBS 7118
Lineage: Eukaryota; Fungi; Basidiomycota; Tremellomycetes; Tremellales; Cryptococcaceae
Product: acyl-CoA dehydrogenase
Exons: 14
Coding region: 1-1185 (394 amino acids)
Biological process (GO): fatty acid beta-oxidation; medium-chain fatty acid catabolic process
Cellular component (GO): mitochondrion
Molecular function (GO): flavin adenine dinucleotide binding; medium-chain fatty acyl-CoA dehydrogenase activity
Source: RefSeq, a predicted model, not a curated record